AUGCAUUGGUCUCCUUGUGUCCUCCGGCCUGUCACACGACGGUCUGCUCUUGCUCUUAGAUUUCCCUUGCUCCGAAGCUCACUUACACAACCGCAUACCAAGACUGCCUACUCCUACUUUGGCUCCACCUUGAGAAUGGCGUCCACAUUACCGAAGCUACCCCUCUUCGACGCAAUUGCACGUCACGAUCCAGAUUCCACCGCCGUGAUACACUCGCUGUCUGGUCGGAGAUUCAAGUACGGAGAGCUCCUGGGCGAUGUCUGCAAGGCCAGGAACAGGUUGCAGGAGGCUGCUGGCAAGCAGGACCUCAAUGGCGAUAGAAUCGCGUUCUUGGUAGAGAAUAGCUAUGACUACGUAGUAACUCUCCUCGCUACGUUUGCUGCCCGAGCCAUCGCCAUUCCCCUCUCACCAGCUUUCCCGGCCGCGGAGCUCCAGUACAUCCUGAACCAAUCCGAAGCCUCACUCCUCGUUUCCUCAGCAAAGUUUGCGAACAAGGCCUCCGAGGUGCUGGCCACCGAAUUGGACGUGAAACCUUCAUACCUGCACUUAGAGAAGCUCCCUGGAGGCUCUGCGCAUGAGCAUGUCACCUUGGAGAAUGACGACCCCGGAAAUGCCGCCAUGAUGUUGUACACCUCGGGAACGACGAAUCGACCUAAAGGUGUUCUCCUCCCUUCCUCUACACUCACAGCGCAGUCCAAGAGCCUGGUGCAAGCAUGGGAAUACUCGGCCGCCGACCACCUCCUACACGUGCUCCCCCUCCACCACAUCCACGGUACCGUAAACGCCAUCCUCACCCCCCUCUUCGCUGGAAGUACCGUCGAGUUCAUGUUCCCGUUCAACCCCGACAAGGUAUGGCGCCGUUUCGCCAGCCCCUUCGUCCACGAGAACGGUCUGCCCAAGGAGAAGAUCACCUUCUUCACCGUCGUACCCACCGUCUACAGCAGGCUCCUAUCCACGCACAAAACACUACCAGUCGAGCUCCAAGAACCCGCCCGUGAAGCCAUCUCCCCCAAGCACAUGCGCGUCAGCAUCUCCGGCUCCGCCGCCCUUCCCACCCCCGUGAAGAAGGCAUGGGCCGACCUCAGCCACGGCAACAUCCUCCUCGAGCGCUACGGCAUGACCGAGGUCGGCAUGGCUCUCAGCUGCGGUCUCGACUUCGCCGACCGCGUAGACGCUAGCGUCGGCUGGCCGCUACCCACCGUCGAAGCCCGUCUCAUCGACGUCGACACGGGCGAGAUCAUCAAGGCCGGCGAGGAGAAGGAUGCCCAGGGCCGCGAACGCUCCGGAGAAAUCCAGCUGCGCGGCCCCACCAUUUUCAAAGAAUACUGGCGCAACCCCACCGCCACGGCCUCCGAGUUCGUCGAGGGCGAGGACGGUCGCGGAAAGUGGUUCAAGACGGGCGACGUGGCCGUCCGCAGACCCGUCCCUACUGCUGGCCACAGUCGCCACGAGUGGGCCCGCGGCGACAUGUACUUCAUCCAGGGCCGCAAGAGCGCCGACAUCAUCAAGAGCGGCGGCGAAAAAGUCAGCGCCCUCGAAGUCGAGCGCGAGCUCCUCUCCCUGCCCGAGAUAGCCGAGGCCGCUGUCGUGGCCGUCCCCUCGGGUAAGUGGGGUCAGAAGGUUGGCGCUAUCGUCAUCCUGGACAAGGAGCACGCGACCAAGUGGUCGGCGAUGGACAUGCGCCGGGCGCUUAGGGAUCGCCUUGUAAAUUACAAGAUUCCUCAGAUUUUGAGAGUUGUCGAUCAUAUACCCCGGAAUGCGAUGGGAAAGAUUAAUAAGAAGCAGUUAGUGAAAGCGGUCUUUGCUGAUGACUUCAGCGGAGAUGAGAUGUAA
Molecule: messenger RNA, 1833 nt
Organism: Scedosporium apiospermum
Lineage: Eukaryota; Fungi; Ascomycota; Sordariomycetes; Microascales; Microascaceae
Exons: 3
Coding region: 1-1833 (610 amino acids)
Biological process (GO): fatty acid metabolic process
Molecular function (GO): medium-chain fatty acid-CoA ligase activity
Source: RefSeq, a predicted model, not a curated record